This is a messenger RNA of Naegleria fowleri, 3618 nucleotides long. RefSeq lists its product as uncharacterized. The record is from RefSeq and is a predicted model, not a curated record. Bases 1 to 3618 code for a protein of 1205 amino acids. Gene Ontology annotation, cellular component: cytoplasm. The transcript has 6 exons. Gene Ontology annotation, biological process: protein phosphorylation. NCBI's taxonomy places the organism in Eukaryota, Heterolobosea, Eutetramitea, Acrasida, Naegleriidae. Gene Ontology annotation, molecular function: protein binding; protein kinase activity; ATP binding.
AUGAUCAAACAACAACAACCAUCAGAAGCCAGCUCAUCAAAUAAUCACACUGGAAAAACAUAUUCGAGUUCAAUUGAUGACUAUCAUGUACUAGAGUUGAUUGGAGAGGGUUCUUUUGGAAAAGUGUUUAAGGGCCGAAGAAAAUAUACGAGCCAAAUAGUUGCAAUGAAAUUUAUUCCGAAGAAGGGAAAGAAUGAAAAAGAGUUAUACAACCUACGUCAGGAGAUCAACAUUUUAAAAAAGCUUAACCAUGAGAAUAUAAUUUUGCUUCUGGAUUCGUUUGAAACGAAGGAAGAAUUUUGUGUGGUGAUGGAAUAUGCACAGGGAGAACUUUUCGAAAUUUUGGAAGAUGACGAACGUUUGCCUGAGGAUGUUGUCGCCAAAAUUGCCAAGCAAUUGGUUAGAGCGUUGCAUUACUUGCACUCCAACAGAAUUAUACACAGAGACAUGAAACCACAAAACAUUUUAAUUGGUUCCGAUGGUGCCAUAAAGUUGUGUGAUUUUGGGUUUGCCAGAGUCAUGUCGUGCAAUACGAUGGUACUCACAUCCAUCAAAGGCACGCCGUUGUAUAUGGCCCCGGAAUUAGUUCAAGAACAACCCUACAAUCACACUGCGGACUUGUGGUCAUUGGGUGUGAUUUUGUAUGAACUUGUUGUCGGAAAGCCUCCCUUCUUCACUAACAACUUCUUCUCUCUCAUUCAAUUCAUUGUAAAGGAUCCUGUAAAAUAUCCACCAUACAUCAGCCCUCCGAUGAAAAGCUUCCUUAGAGGAUUGUUAAACAAGGCACCGAAACAACGAUUGGAUUGGCCAAAAUUAUUGGAUCAUCCAUUCGUGAGAGAAACAAAAGAAGAAAGAGAAUUGAGAGAACGAAUGCUACAAGAAAAUAUUGGAAGAAAGCGUCUUGAAAUGUUUGAGCAAAUUGUAGCUCUCAGUCACAAACAACAGAUGGACGAAAAAGCCAAGAAAAAACCAAAAACUCCAGCGAAAAACCUUACGCAAACUAGAGUCAAGAAAAAAAUUGAGCCAAAACAAGAAAUCUCCAUUACUGAUAUUGAAGUCACUUUAAUUAAGGAUGAAAAUGGUCCAAAGACAGUUAUGAAAAAUGUUGAGUAUUUGGACAAACUUGCGAAUACUAUUAAGGUGAAUCAAACUGCAUUCAAAACAAAAUCAGCAAAAAUUGUGCAGACCUCUCUCAAAAUUUUGGCAAAAGCUCUCGAAAAAUGCGAAGAAGAAGAUUCUGAUAACCUCAUCGACGCAAACAUCGUAACAAGUCUUUUAGCAUUUCUGAAAGAAUUUGCAGGAGCUAAAUUCGAUACAAAACCUACAGUUCAAGAUGCUCUCAUUGCUCUUCAUUUUGCACUUCCAUACGGUAUUGAAAAUAUCUCGUCUGUCAUCACAGAUUUCUUCACAAUUUUACCUGCGCUAGUUGAUUAUAGAUAUGACAGCACCCUGUCUGUCCAAAUAUAUACAAUGAAAUGUCUCAAAGAAUUAUCAACCAAAAUCGGUUUCGUACCGUUCCAAACAAGCCAAGUAUUCGAAUCCUUGAAAGAAUUGCAAUGGCAUGAUGCUGUAUGCACCUGUCUAGAUUUAAAAAUUGUAAAGACCGAGAAAAAGUUCGUUCAACACUUAACAACAACGGCCAUUAAGGCACUAGCAGAACUUGUUCAUCCUGUGGAAGGAGAAAUUUUCCAAUUUCCUUCAAUUUUCCAAACUGAAAAUACUCUAAGCACAGAAAUAAUUGAGUGUAGUCAAGACAACACCAUAAGAGCGGCUCUAGCAAAAGCAGCCUUGAAACAAAAUAUUCUCCCAGUUUUGACAGAGCUCUUUACACAUCAAGAGGCAAAUGUGAGGGUGGCAGCACUGAGAACUACGUACCAACUCUGCAGAUUUUCAACCGAAUUUUCUCAUCAAAUUUCAACAGAUACCUCUAUUUUGCAAUCAUUAAUAAGCCUUGUAAAGGAUACAACUGAUAUUAAGGCAAUGUAUGAGACAGAAUUGUCUGCUCUGACGAUUUCAAUUAUUUUCAAGGACUCUCCGAAAAUAAUUAGCCAACUUGGAAAAGAUACUGAUGCUUUGGUUGGAAAUUGUAUCGUCAUGAUUAACACAUCUCUUGACGAAAGGCUGAAAUGUUUUUGUGUACUUUUACUUUCUCGGCUCGCUCAAGAUACUUCAUUGAAGAAGAGGAUUAUUUCCGAGUUAUUAACACCUGUAGGCUUGGGUAAAAUUAAUGAUAUCCUUAUCAAAGAUUUUUCCAUUUAUCAGUUGCAUGAAGUCAAACGAGUGGAAGGAUCUGGCUUUGGAUUCCCAGAUGUCGGUCUGUUGGAUGGUGUCAUUACAUUAUUCAAUCAGGUGUCUGAAUUAUGGAAUGUCUCAUUUAACAAUUUGCUUGUUAAAACCGGGACUUGGAAAUCUGUAUGUGAAAGACUAAAGUCAAGCGACAUUGAACUCUCUACCGACGCGGUCCUUGCAUCCCUGAAAUUAAUGUAUGACAUUGCAACAGGUAAUCCUGAGAAUAUUGCCAAUUUGGUUGGAGAUAUGAGCAUAGUAAGAGCACUAAUUCAAGCCUUAAAGGACAAAAUUUUACAAUCUUUUUCAAAAUGGCCAGUAUCACGAAACGGAGGAGGCAUCUAUUUAAGCAAUCUAAUCAAUGCAACCGUUGGAUUUUUACAUUUACUUUACAACCAAGCCAGUAUGCAGGAAAAAGAAAAUGAAAAAUUAUUGGCUGAGUUGAUUAAGAUCAUGCACAAAGAAGAGCUUGUGAAAUACUGCAUUUCCAUUUUGGAUUUUGUGUCAAUGGAUAAUUUUGGAUCAUCGUUAAACUUUUUGGCAAGCAUGGUUUUAACAUCAAACUAUUUUACUAAGCAAUACAUUAAGUAUGGAGGAUUACAACCCGAGUUUGUUCAGAAAGUAAUUGAUCCUUCCAAUCCUCCUGCUAUUAUCAUGGAUGGACUUUCAAUUCUGAGCCAAAUCGCAAGAAUGAGCAAAGAUUACUACAAACAAAUUCAUCAAGCUAAAAUUUAUACCAUCAUUAAGGAGUUAUUACGACACAAGGAGAGCGAAGUGAGAGCAAAAGUUUGCAACCUUAUCGGUAACAUGUGCCGACACUCAGCAUUCUUCUAUGAAGCUUUAGAACAAUAUUCUCUCAUUCCGGAUCUUAUUCAGCGAUGUAAGGACUUGGACGCAAACACUCGUAAAUUUGCUUGCUUUGCAAUUGGAAACGCUUGCUUCCACAAUAAUAACUUGUACAAACCAUUGGCUCCAUGCAUUCCACCCCUUAUUGACUUGCUGUCUGAAAAUUCAGAUGAAAAGACAAAGGCCAAUGCUGCGGGAGCUCUCGGGAAUCUGGUUAGAAAUUCAAAUGAAUUAGUGAAAGACUUGCUUAAAAGUGGAGCUAUUGAAGCAUUGGUCAAGACGCUGAAUGACGAGAAUUCCAGUGCUAAAAAAAUUGCCUUAUUUUCUUUAGGUAACUUUUGUCAAUAUGAUGAAUGUUGUGUGAUGUUGAAACAACUGAACUUUGAAAAAACUAUUGCAGAAAUAAUGACGAAGAACCAAGACGAUGCAGGCGUCCAAAAGUAUUGCUCUCGAAUUCAGGCCAAUCUCUCAAAAAUAACCUUAUAA